GAACACAAGACAGAGAUACUUAACUUGGUACACUUUCUUCUUCUUCAAAUAAAUAUCUUUCUUCUCCGGCGAUAAUGGAAUCUUACGGAAACCCUAACAAGCAGUCUUCGUCUCUCUACCCUACCGUCGACAUGUCAAACCCCGAAGCUCCUCUCAACCCUAUCUCCUCCUCUUCCACAAGCAACCUCUAUCCUUCCCUCGACAUGAACGAUCUCGCCAACAAUCUCUUCCCCGAGCAACCGGAGUCGCAUUCCAUCCCCGUCUCGGCUCCUCCCGCCGCGACUGAGGAAGUGAUCCUGACAAUCUCCGGCGCGAUUCUCCACCUCAUCGACCAGUCCUACAGCGUCGAGCUCGCUUGCGGCGAUCUCGCCAUCAUCCGCAUCGUUCAAGACGGAAACGUCGUCGCCGUUCUCGCUCGUGUCGCCGACGAGAUUCAAUGGCCGUUGACUAAGGACGAAAACUCCGUCAAGGUCGAUGAGUCUCACUACUUCUUCACCCUCCGUCCCUCUAAAGACUUCGGAUCUGAUUCAAGCGACGAAGACGAGGAUAAUGCCGAUAUGCUGAACUACGGACUCACGGUUGCUUCCAAAGGCCAAGAGCAUUUGCUGGAAGAGCUCGAGAGGAUCUUGGAUCAUUACAGCUGUUUCACGGUUCAGAAAGUGUCGGAGGAAGCGAAGGAAACAGGGGAGGAGGUUUUGGACGUGACGGUGGCGAGGGAGACAUCUCCGGUGGAGCUUACUGGGGAGAGGAAAGAGAUUGUGGAGAAGCAGUGCGCUGCGUAUUGGACGACUCUAGCUCCGAACGUGGAGGAUUAUAGUGGGAAGACGGCGAAGCUGAUAGCUAGUGGCUCGGGGCAUCUGAUCAAAGGGAUUCUGUGGUGUGGAGAUGUGACUACGGAUCGGCUCAACUGGGGGAAUGAUUUCAUGAAACGGAGGUUGAGUAAGGCUGAGAAGGAGAGGGAUGUUCAUCCUGAUACCUUGAAAAGGAUCAAGAGGUUUUCGGGGUUCUUAAAAUUUUGGGUAUCCGGGUCGGGUUUGGAUACCAUGUAUAUUUACGAAUCUUCUGGUUCAGUUCAGAUCUUGGGUUUAAUUACAAAUGCCCAGUCCAGAGUGAAGAAGAUGACCAAGAUGACAGAGAGUGUGGCAAACGGUGUUCUGUCUGGAGUCAUUAAAGUUUCAGGCUUCUUCACAAGUUCAGUGGCAAACACCAAAGUAGGAAAGAAGUUCUUUAGCCUUCUCCCUGGAGAAAUCGUCCUUGCAACUCUUGACGGAUUUAAUAAGGUCUGUGACGCUGUUGAAGUAGCUGGAAGGAAUGUAAUGGCAACCUCGUCUACUGUUGCAACCGAACUUGUUGAUCACAGGCAUGGUGGUAAAGCGGCAGAGGCGACAAACGAAGGGCUAGAGGCAGUGGGACAUGCUUUUGGGACAGCCUGGGCUGCUUUCAAGAUCAGAAAGGCUAUUAACCCUAAGAGCGUUCUCAAACCUUCGUCUCUUGCGAAAUCAGCCAUUAAAUCUGCAGCUUCACAAAAGAAAGCCUAGUAAAGGGCUCCUUGUUGAAGCACAAACAUGCCAUUUGAUGCGUGUUUGUAUUGUAUUGUCUCUCGUCUUUGGUUCGCAAGUAAAACGGAAAAGAGGUUUGGUCCGUUUGGAUUAGUUGUUGUGAAUUGUUUCUCUGACUGAGAAUCAUGUGAUGUAAUGAUUAUGCGAAGUAUUGUGCUAGUACUGGGAGCUCUUAAAAUUAUCAUCCGAGGCUAUUGAGCCCAUAAUGUCAGUUAUAGUUUUUGCUAUAUGUCAAAGCUUCCAUGCUUAAUCUCGUGACAACAUUUGUAACUGAUUCUACUUGUUUAUAUUAGUCUCAUUUGGAUUUGUUCA
Molecule: messenger RNA, 1871 nt
Organism: Brassica napus (rape)
Lineage: Eukaryota; Viridiplantae; Streptophyta; Magnoliopsida; Brassicales; Brassicaceae
Product: protein EARLY-RESPONSIVE TO DEHYDRATION 7, chloroplastic-like
Exons: 5
Coding region: 75-1538 (487 amino acids)
Cellular component (GO): plasma membrane
Source: RefSeq, a predicted model, not a curated record